Molecule: messenger RNA, 690 nt
Organism: Ricinus communis (castor bean)
Lineage: Eukaryota; Viridiplantae; Streptophyta; Magnoliopsida; Malpighiales; Euphorbiaceae
Product: 60S acidic ribosomal protein P2A
Exons: 4
Coding region: 163-504 (113 amino acids)
Biological process (GO): cytoplasmic translational elongation
Cellular component (GO): ribosome; cytosolic large ribosomal subunit
Molecular function (GO): structural constituent of ribosome
Source: RefSeq, a predicted model, not a curated record
CCGGAUCAAAUCAUGACCCAAAAUCAAACUAAAACCAAAAACCCUAGCCGUAUAUAUACUUAACAUAGCCACUCCCCAUAAUCUCUCGCGCAGAAAAAAAAAAAAACCCUAGCUGUAGCAGCAUCGUCAACUUCACUCGAUUCUUUCAAGAACUCUCAAACAAUGAAGAUUGUUGCUGCAUAUUUGCUCGCCGUUUUGGGAGGCAACACCAGUCCUUCUGCCGAGGACUUGAAGGAAAUCCUCGGAUCCGUUGGAAUUGAUGCUGAUGAGGACAGGAUUGGGUUGUUGUUGUCCCAAGUUAAAGGAAAGGAUAUCACUGAGUUGAUUGCAGCUGGUAGGGAGAAAUUGGCUUCAGUGCCUUCUGGUGGUGGUGUUGCAGUUGCAGCAGCAGCAGCUCCUGCUGCUGGAGGUGCUGCAGCUCCUGCUGCUGAGGCCAAAAAGGAGGAGAAGGUUGAGGAGAAAGAAGAGUCUGACGAUGACAUGGGUUUCAGCCUCUUUGACUAAGAGAAUUGUUUGCUACUUUUAUUUGUAUCAAGGCUUCUUCCUUUUAUCUUCCUAAUUAGUUUGGUAGUUGAAAAUUACAAGUUUGUUUUUGGUCUGUAGUUGAACAUGUUGUUAAGAACUUGUUUUUUCUUUUGGAAUUUUGGUUAGAUAAUGGCGAUUUAAAAAUUCCAGAUUUAAUUUUUCUAA